AUUUAAAGGUGAAAAUCACACAUUCAUAUAUCUCUCUCUCUCUCUUCAUAUCUCUCUCCCUCUCUCUCUCUCUCUCUUCAUAUCUUUCUCUCUCCUCUUUUCUCUCACAAAUACACAUAGGGUUUGUUGAAUCUUGAAAGUUGGUGCAUUGUAGAAGUAUAUAGAUACAAAAAUCUGUAUCUAUAGCCUAUAGGAGAUGAUGGUUGAUGGUGAUCAUGGCAUGAUGAAGGUUGACCUUAUAAAGUCAAAGAGGAAGCAUGUUGGAAGGAAUAAUUCACAACAAGAAAGAGAAAGAGAAGUUGUAAGGCAUGAAGUUGUGGAUUUGAGUAAAAUGUGUUUAGAUGUUCUUCCUUUAACUUAUAAUAUCAAUUUAGGGAUUAUCUACAAAUUGGAUAUUUCCAACAACAAUCUCCAGGUUAUUCCAGAGUCAUUAACAGCAAGGCUACUAAAUGUAGGGGUGUUGGAUGUACAUUCAAAUCAACUCAAAACACUCCCAAAUUCAAUUGGUUGUUUGUCAAAACUCAAGACCCUCAACAUUUCUGGAAAUCAUCUUCAGUCCCUCCCAAAAACCAUUGAAAAUUGUAAAGCAUUAGAAGACUUAAAUGCAAAUUUCAACCAGUUGACUAGUUUACCGGAUACUAUUGGUUUUGAACUCACCAAUUUGAAGAAACUAUCCGUCAAUUCAAACAAGUUGGCCUUUCUCCCAUCAUCCACUUCCCACUUGACCAAUCUCCGCCACCUUGACGCGCGUCUCAACCAACUUCGCUCCCUCCCUGAUGACCUCGAAAACCUAAUCAACCUCGAGAUCCUCAAUAUUAGCCAAAACUUUCGGUACCUUGACGCGUUACCCUACUCCUUAGGGGUCCUUUUCUCUCUUGUUGAAUUGGAUGUGAGUUACAACAAUAUUAAGUCAUUGCCUGAAUCCAUGGGUUGCUUGAGGAGACUCCGAAAGCUUAAUAUAGAAGGGAACCCUCUAAAGUCUCCACCACCGGAUGUCGUUGAGCUAGGGUUACAUAUGAUAAAAGAGUAUCUUAGUGAGAAGAUGAACGGGGCGCAUUCAGAUUCUCCAAAGAAGAGGUCUUGGUUUGGGAGACUAAGAAAAUAUGGCACAUUUGGUGGAGCACGCACGGUUCAAGAAGAGAGAGAAGGGUAUUCGAUGUCUAGUCAUCGGACCAUAGACGGACUCGCUUCUCCUAGAUACAUGGGCAUGUUCUCGCCUAAACGAAUUUUCUCUCCGAAAAAAUAUUUUACUAUGAAACUAUAAGUUAUUUUUAUCUUUGCUUUUCAACAUUUCAGUAAAAUCUUUUUAGUGUUGCAAGGCUUGUCUACUAGUGGUGAAACGAUGUAUAAUUUAUAUUUGUACAAAAUUGAGAAUCAUUUUCUGUAUUUCUUUUAAUAUCUUGUAUUUACAAAACAUGUACUUAUAAGGUGUGGAUAUUUCUUUUUGAUCG
Messenger RNA from Helianthus annuus (common sunflower), 1451 nucleotides. Its product is annotated as plant intracellular Ras-group-related LRR protein 6. The coding region runs from base 197 to 1264 and encodes 355 amino acids. The transcript is spliced from 2 exons. The record is from RefSeq and is a predicted model, not a curated record. NCBI's taxonomy places the organism in Eukaryota, Viridiplantae, Streptophyta, Magnoliopsida, Asterales, Asteraceae. Gene Ontology annotation, molecular function: protein binding.